This is a messenger RNA of Rhodamnia argentea, 1189 nucleotides long. Its product is annotated as peroxisomal 2,4-dienoyl-CoA reductase [(3E)-enoyl-CoA-producing]-like. The record is from RefSeq and is a predicted model, not a curated record. The transcript is spliced from 5 exons. Gene Ontology annotation, molecular function: 2,4-dienoyl-CoA reductase (NADPH) activity. Bases 134 to 1033 code for a protein of 299 amino acids. Gene Ontology annotation, biological process: fatty acid catabolic process. Lineage: Eukaryota; Viridiplantae; Streptophyta; Magnoliopsida; Myrtales; Myrtaceae.
CAUCUCCCUUUCUUCCCAAUUUUCAUUCGCUCGCUGAGGAGCGACCAGACCACCGUCGUCGUCCUUUUCCAGUCCUUGGGUUUGCGGGUAGCGAGAGAGAGAGAGAGAGAGAGAGAGAGAGAGAGAGAGAGAGAUGGGGAAGGAGUCGCCCUUCAGGGGGGAUAUUGUGAAAGGGAAGGUGGCAUUGAUCACGGGAGGUGGUUCUGGCAUCGGAUUUGAGAUUUCCACCCAACUGGGCAAGCAUGGAGCUUGUGUUGCCAUCAUGGGUCGUCGCAAGCCUGUGCUUGAUUCCGCCGUCUCCACUCUCGCUUCUCUUGGAAUUCCUGCUGUUGGGUUUGAGGGUGACGUGCGCAGUCAAGACGAUGCUAAAAGAGUUGUAGAGUCCACUUUCAGGCAUUUUGGCAGGCUGGAUAUUCUGAUCAAUGCUGCUGCUGGCAAUUUUCUUGUUUCACCAGAAGAUUUGUCCCCCAAUGGGUUUCGGACAGUUAUGAACAUUGAUUCAGUGGGCACAUUCACAAUGUGUCACGAAGCACUCAAGUAUCUUAAGAAGGGAGGACCUGGAAGAGGCUCCUCGGGUGGUGGAACUAUACUGAACAUAAGUGCCACUUUGCAUUAUACAGCAUCAUGGUAUCAAAUCCAUGUUUCUGCAGCUAAGGCAGCUGUUGAUGCGGUCACGAGAAACCUUGCACUAGAGUGGGGAACUGAUUAUGAUAUUAGAGUUAAUGGGAUAGCUCCUGGCCCUAUUGGUGACACUCCUGGCAUGAGUAAGCUAGUUCCACCAGAAAUUGAUAGCAAAGCCAGAGAUUAUAUGCCUCUAUAUAGAAUAGGCGAAACAUGGGACAUUGCAAUGGCAGCUCUUUACCUUGCUUCGGAUGCAGGUAAAUUCGUCAACGGCACCACGCUUAUAGUUGAUGGUGGACUUUGGUUGAGCCGGCCUCGCCACCUGCCAAAAGAGGCAGUGAAGCAACUUUCUCGAGCAGUGGAAAAGAGGUCACGGGAUGCACCAGUCGGUGUUCCAAAAAGCAAGCUCUGAGCUCGCUGGAAGAGUUAUGCAAAGUACAACCUAUCUGAUCAUUGCCCAUGGAGCUGCUUUGCUGUACAAGGCUUCAUAAAUAAAUCUCAUUCGUGGGGUUAUUGAAAGAUUCUAAAUUGUUCUGUGAAUUACCUUGGGGACAGACCCUUUAUUAAA